Molecule: messenger RNA, 10886 nt
Organism: Coccomyxa subellipsoidea C-169
Lineage: Eukaryota; Viridiplantae; Chlorophyta; Trebouxiophyceae; Coccomyxaceae
Exons: 60
Coding region: 1-9936 (3311 amino acids)
Biological process (GO): fatty acid biosynthetic process
Molecular function (GO): phosphopantetheine binding; fatty acid synthase activity; oxidoreductase activity
Source: RefSeq, a predicted model, not a curated record
AUGGCAGGCGAAUAUGGCAACUACAACACCUCGGCCGUGCCAGCCUCCGUCGACAUCAUGGGUUUCUCAUGCAGAUUCCCAGAGUCCGAGACCCCCACCCAGUUCUGGGAGAACCUGGUGGCGGGCACAGACAUGGUCACGGAAAAUGACCGCCGCUGGCCGGUCGGACUUCACGGCACCCCCGGCCGCUUCGGCAAACUGCCAGAGUACCACCUCUUCGAUGCACCCUUCUUCUCGGUCCACGGCAAGCAGGCAUCUAAAAUGGACCCGCAGAUGCGCAAGCUAUUAGAAGUGACGCACGAGGCCUUUGUGGACUCCGGCAUCGACUACAAGGCGCUGCGCGGCAGCCCGCGAGUGGGAGUGUACCUGGGCUGCUGCGGCUCAGAAGUGCACGCCAUGUGGCUCAGCGAUUACAACAACAUCACCGGCUACGAGCAGACCGGGUGCACGCUGUCCAUGUUUGCCAACCGCCUCUCCUUCUUCUUUGACUUCAAGGGGCCCUCCAAGGCGGUGGACACAGCGUGCUCUUCAGCGUUCAUGGCACUGCACGACGCGGUGCUUGACCUGCAGAGGGGCCGGGUGGACUACGCAGUGGUUGGAGGCUCCAGCGCCAUCUUCCGCCCAGCCACCUCCCUGGCCUUCCUUAGGCUGAAGAUGCUGUCCCCCGACGGCGCGUGCAAGUCCUUUGACGCGAGCGGCAACGGCUACGCGCGCGCGGAGGGCGUUGCCUCCAUCAUCCUCCGCCGCUCGGACGUCUUCGACACCCCCAUCGUCAUCCCUCGCGAGCCCUACGCGCGCGUCAUGGGCAUUGGCACCAACAACGAUGGCCACACAGAGCAGGGCAUCACCUUCCCCUCUGGCCCUGCGCAGCAGGAACUGGGCACUGCGGUUUGCAGAGCAACAGGCAUAGACCCUUCAGAUAUUCAGUAUGUGGAGGCGCACGGAACUGGAACAGUUGUGGGCGACAGCCAGGAGCUCAGCGCCAUCGAUGGCCUUUACGGAGCAGGGGCUGGGCACACGCCUGAGGAGCCACUCCUCAUCGGUUCAGUCAAGUCCAAUAUGGGGCACUGUGAGGGCUGCUCCGGACUGGCCGGCCUCAUCAAGGUCUGCCUGUCAUACGAGAACGGGCUCAUCCCAGGCAACCUGCACUACAAGGAGCCCAACCCCAACAACGAGUCCCUGAAGACCGGAAUCCUCAAGGUGGUCACCGGAGCGACCCCGUGGCAGGGAGGCUUGGUGGCGAUCUCCUCCUUCGGCUUUGGAGGCUCCAACGUGCACGCCAUCAUUGCUGGCUGCGUGCGGCCCAGAGGCGAGCCGCCGCGGCCGCUGCUGGCCCCGGUCCCGGCCGACGCGGCGGAGGCCAUCGAAGGCGGCGAGACCGUCAUCAAGGAGGUCAAGGACGAGGAGCCGCUGUUCCCUCCCGAGCUGAUCAUCCCCAUUGUGGCGCGCACACAAGAGGGCUCCCAGAGCCUGCUGGAGGCCAUCAAGGCUCGCGCAUUCAUGGCGGACAAAAUUGCACUCCCUCUCAAGAGGCUGGCCAAUCACCUGUCGGACGACGUGGGCAAGCUGGGCUUCAGGGGGACCAUCUGCAACGGGGAGGCCAAGUGGGAGCACGCCAAACUUGGCCACGCACCGCCCAUCUGGUUUGUCUUCUCAGGCAACGGCAGCCAGUGGCCCAAGAUGGCGGAGCCGCUGCUGCGGUCUAGCGCGGUGUUCCUGCACGCAGUGCGCAAGUGCGCGGACGCGCUGAAGCCGCACGGCGUCGAUCUGAUGGCCGAGUUUGGCAAGGAGGACGGCUGGAAGCACCCCGCCCUCGCCAUGGUCGGCCUUGUGGCCGUGCAGAUUGGGCUGGUGGACAUGCUGCGCAAGGAGUAUGGGAUUGUGCCGGCCGGUAUGCUGGGCCACUCCGCGGGCGAGAUUCCCUGCGGCUAUGCCGACGGCUGCCUCACCCGUGAGCAGACCAUCCUCAUCGCCUACCACAGAGGCCGCAUGGCACCGGAGCACAACGUGACGGGCGGCCUGAUGGCGGCCGUCGGCCUGAGCGCCGAAGCAGCCGACGCGCGCCUUAAGAAGGAGGGCCUGCAGAACACUGUGGUCGGCUGCGACAACUCCCCCGUCAAUGUCACCCUCGCAGGCCCCGCGGAGGAGCUGGCGCCGCUGUGCGCAAAGCUGAAGGACGAGGGCGUCUUCGUGCGCGAGUUAGACACCCUGGGCAUCGCAUAUCAUUCCCCCGCGCUCAACCCCUUCUGCGACAAGCUGCGCCGCGUGCUGACGGCGGUCGUGCCUCAGCCCAAGGAGCGCUCUGCCAAGUGGCUGUCCACUUCCUACCCUCUCAACUCCGAGGAGGUCGGCUCCAAGCUCUGCGGCCCCGACUACCACGUGCAAAGCUACAAGUCGCGCGUGCAGUUCAAGGCGGCCUGCGCGGCGAUCCCCGAGGACGCCAUUCUGCUGGAGGUCGGCCCGCACGCAAUCAUGCGCGCGCCGCUGCGGCAGAACUGCGCGGCGCUGCCGUACGUGGGGUCGAUGAAGAAGGGAGAUGACGCAACUCUGUCCCUGCGCGAGGCCGUGGCCGGGCUGUGGCGCAAGGGAGCUGCGCUCAAGUGGGCCGUCCCCGAGGACGACCAGACUGAGCUGCCGCGUGACAUCCGUGAGAAGCUGGUGAGCUGGAACCACACCCAGGAGUACGACUCGGCAGGCUACCAGGACUACGCCAGCCGCCUGGGCGGAGGCCAGUACGAGAAGAUCUGGGAUCUCGGCGGCGACCACAAGUUUCUGGCGGAUCACGUGGUGGACGGCCGCAUUCUGAUGCCGGCCACGAGCUACGUGGUGACGGCGUGGGAGGCUCUGUGCAGCAUGAAGUCGCGCAAGAUGGAGGAGACCCCCGUGGCCUUUGAGGACGUCCAGAUCCGGCAGGCAGUCACCGCCGAGGAGGGGCAGAAAAUCGCUCUGGCUGUGCUCAUUGCACCGGACAACCGCUUCAACGUUCUGCACUCGGGCGACCUGAUCUGCGAGGGCAUGAUCAAGAUGCUGGCAGAGCCCGCCAAGACUGAAGAGCCCAAGGAGGAGAAGGCUGCACCCGCCGCUCCCGCUGCCGAGGCAGUCAAGGAGGAGGCAGCAGCACCAGUGGAGGCUGCCCCAGCUGCGGAUGCGCCGGCUGCCAUCGAGGCGGCCGAGGCGGCAGCGCCGUCGGCAGAGGCGGUGCCCGGGGCCGAGGAGGGCGCGAAGAAGGAGGAGCCAAAAGAGGAGAACCCCGGUGACAAGGACGAGCUGUGGAUGCACAAGUGGGGCUUUGGCCCCAUGGAGACAAUCCAGAGCGAGGCCUUCUACCGCAUGAUCGGCCGCACCGGGAUCACCUACGGUGACACCUUCCGCAUGGUCAAGCGCGUCGCCAGCUCCGACGCUGCCGCCAUGAUGCGGUGGGACCAGUGCUGGAUCCGGCUGCUGGAUGGCAUGUUGCAGCUGAGUGUGGCGGGCACAACCGACUACGAGCUGCGCAUCCCCACGCGCAUCCGCUCCAUCCUCAUCAACUGCGCAGCCGGCACACCCGACGGCCAGAUCUACGUGACCAUGGACCGCUUCAUGGGCACUGUGACCAACGAGCUGGCGACCAUCAGUGGCCUCGAGCUCACUGUGGCACCCCGCAGAGCAGCCCACCUCACCCACAAGACGAUUACGGACCACGUGAAGUUUGUGCCGUACGGGCUGAGCGUGAACGAUGACGAGGCGCGCAUCCAGUACAUGUCAGACAUGAAGGGGUACUGCAAAGCCGUCCUGCUGCCCUGCUUCGACCUGUACGAGGAAGUCCACGGGAGCCUGCCCAAGCACCUGUCCGAGAUCCGGCGUCUGUGCCUGAGCCUGAAGGAGGUCUGCCCGGAGGGCGAGGCCCUGGAGGCGAUGCUCAGCAAUCCAGACCACGUUCUGUCGCGCAUCUCGCGGGACAUCUCGCGGCCAGACGUCGCCGUCAAGAGCCUGACUCACCCCAUGCAGGCGAUUGUGGCGCACCCAGAGCACGACACGGUGUAUGUGAAGGACCCGGCCUGCCGCUCCUUCUCCUACGACACCCUCAAGCUCUUCAUCGAGAUCAUCCUGGAGAACAUGCCCACCGGCUUCCGCGUGCUGGAGGCAGGAGCAGGAACCGGAGGGUUGACUAAGGAUGCACUGCCGCUGUUUGAGACGGACAUGCACCACGAGCUGCUGCGCUACACAGCCACAGAUAUCACCUCGGCCUUCUCUGCCGGCCUGAUCGAGUCCGUCAAGAGCCCCAAGCUCAUGUUCAAGAACUGGGACAUCAAUGAGGAGCUGCCUGCUGAGGUGGAGGGCCCCUUCCACGUGGCAGUGGCCACCAACGUGCUCCACACCGGCAAGAACCUCAAGACGGUGCUGACAAAUAUAUACGAUGCGCUGCACGACGGGGGCUUCCUGCUCUUCUUCGAGAUGACCACGGUGCUGCCGACGCUGCUGUGGGGCCUGGACGCGCAGUGCUGGAACUUUGAGGACGAGCGCGAGUUCGGCCUCUGGGUCAACCGCGAGCGCUGGGAGCGCCUGCUGGAGGAGGUCGGCUUUUCAAAGGUGUCGGUGCACACGGAUGAGGCCGACUUUGCAGCGCUCUUCCUGUACCGCAAGAUCGCCAAGGAGCCCGUGCAGGAGCAUCUGCUCAUGUCCGGCCCCGAGGUCGGCGCCACAGCCGAUGAGAUGAAGGUGUGGCUGACGGACUUCCUGGCCAAGGAGAAGCAGGUGGCUGGAGUGAAGGACGAGCCGAAAGAGGGCGAGGCUUCUGCCGAGGAGGCAGCCGCACCUGCUGUCAGCGCAGAGGCACCCGCACUUGAAGGCGGUGAGGCGCAGCCAAAGGAAAAGGUGCCGGAGCGGCGGCUGUGGCUGUACGGCAGCGUGGCGGCGUCACCCGGCACGAGCGGCCUCUACCGCACCGCGCGCACCGAGCCGAUGGGCGAGCGGCUGCGGCUGCUGUUCAACGGCGAUCCCGUCCUCACCCAUGCCCGCGGCAACAAGCAGGACCCCGCCGAGGCGGACGCCAUGCUGGCCACGGCCAUGAAGCUGGACAUGUGCCAGAAUGUCUUUGUGGACGGCAAGUGGGGCACCUACAAGAUGAUUAAGGUCUGCUGGGACCCGGAGGAGAAGCUGCCGAGCGAGACCCGUUACGGUGCGCACAUGGACAUCGGGCAGUACGGAGACCUCAGCACGCUGCGCUGGGUGGAGAACGAGUUUGACCCUGCGCCCAACAUGAAGCACUGCGAGGUCACCUAUGGCGCGCUGAACUUCAAGGAUGUCAUGCUGGCGUACGGCAAGCUGAACCGGGACAUGAUGAGUAACGGUUACGUCGGCUGCAUGCUGGGCUUUGAGUUCUCGGGCAUGCUGGAGGGACGCCGCAUCAUGGGCGUGGCCAAGCAGGCCAUCGCCACCCACGUCUUCGCCCGUGACUACCUGGUGUGGGACAUCCCCAAGGCGUGGUCGCUGCGCGACGCGGCCACGGUCCCGGUGGCGUACCUGACCGCUUACUACGCGUUAGUCAUGCGCGGCGGCCUCGAGAAGGGCCACAAGGUGCUCGUGCACUCCGGCACCGGCGCCGUCGGCCUGGCCGCCAUCCGCAUCUGCCUGCACCGCGGCUGCGAGGUGUUUACGACGUGCGGGUCUGACCGUAAGAAGGCGUACCUGCUGAAGACCUUCCCGGGACUGCGAGAGGACCACAUCGGCAACUCGCGCUCCACCUCAUUCGAGCACAUGAUCAUGCACCAGACGAAGGGAGAGGGCGUGCACAUGUGCCUGAACAGCCUGGCGGACGACAAGCUGACGGCCAGCGUGCGCUGCUUGGCGGCCAACGGGCACCUGCUGGAGAUCGGCAAGUAUGACAUCCUCAAGGGAACUGCCCUCUCCAUGCGCCCCAUGCACGACAACAUCACCUUCCACGGCAUCAACCUCGACUCCCUUUUCAAGGGCGCCCAGAAGGACGCGGUGUGGGAUGCGCACAAGCACCUGUCGAGGGGCAUGGAGUCUGGUGAGGUGCAGCCGCUGCCUUGGACUGUCUACUCGCGCGAUCACGCCCAAGAGGCCUUCCGCUUCCUGGCCGGAGGCACGCACAUGGGCAAGGUGCUGAUCCAGGUCGGCGCGAGCGAGGAGGCACGCGCGGCUGCAAAGACGGCCGCCGCCACCGGCGCGCCGGCACCGGCGCUGGUGCUGCCGCGCAGCAACGUGCCCGAGGAGAUCCAGCCUGUCGAGGAGAAGGAGGAAGCCGCAGAGGCCAGCAGCUCUGAGGGAGCGGCGGCUGAUGCGAAGGCGGCUCCUGAGGUUGAGGAGGGCACGGAGCCGGCGCCGCGCAUGAAGAUACUGGAGAAGUUCAUCGCGCGCGAGGAUCGCACGUACUUGAUCACCGGCGGCCUGGGCGGCUUCGGUAUGGCCCUCGCCGCUUGGCUGGUCGGCCGCGGCGCCAAGAAGCUCGUCCUGUCUUCCAAGCGGGGCCUGCGCACGGGGGAGCAGAUGAAGACGGUGCAGAUGCUGCAGAGCGAGGGGGUCCUGGUGGAGGUCUCCCUUCUGGACUGCGGCGACCGCGACGAGGCCGCGCAGCUUCUGGCCGACUGCGCGCGCAUCGCGCCCCUCGCCGGCAUCUUCCACCUCGCCAUGGUGCUGGAGGACCGCCUCAUCAUGAACCACGAUGGCGAGAGCUGGAACAGGGCAAUCAAGCCCAAGGCGCUGGGCGCGUGGAACCUGCAUGAGCUGUCGCAGUCAGCUGACUCACUGGAGCAGUUUGUCGUCUUCUCAUCCGUCGUGUCCUCCAUCGGUCACCAGGGCCAAGCCAACUACGGGUACGCAAACGCUGCAGUGGACUCGCUGUGCCAGGCGCGCCGUAUCGCCGGCCUGCCAGGACUCAGCCUGCAGUGGGGGCCCAUCGCCGAUGUCGGCUUUGUGGCAGAGAUCAUGAAGGGGAAGCUGCAGGGGCGGCUGCUGGAGCACUCCACGCCGCAGCCAAUCGACGAGUGCCUGGCCAUUCUGGGAGACGCGAUCGUGCGCCAGAACUCGCUCAGCCCCGUCAUGUCCAUCUUUGCCAAGGCCGUCAAGGACGGCGACGGUGAUGAUGACGAUGGCAAGGGGUUGGUGGAGAUGGUGAUGGAGCUGCUGGGCAUCGACCCCAACUCCAUCGGCGAGGAUGACAACCUGGCAGGCAUGGGCAUCGACUCCAUGCAGGUUGUGGAAGUCCGCGCGCGCAUCCAGCGCGCCCUCGGCCGCCCCAUCCCCCUCGAGGAGAUUGGGUCGCUGACGCUGCGGAAGCUGAGGGAUCUGGAAAAGGAGUCAGGCAUGACCGGAGGCGCCAAGGACGGCGCCAAGAAGAAGGCCCCUGCAGAGGAGGUGCCCGAUCCAGAGGAGUCGAUGGCUGCGGCCUCAACCGGGCCGACAGAGAAGCAGCCUUUGCUGCCGGCCGCCGGCGCGGCCGCGGUCGGGGCGGCGGCUGCCGCAUCCGGACAGGCGGCUGCCACGCAGGGGCCGGCACCAGCCGCGCCUGCGCCGUCAUCUGGCAGCGCACAAAACGUGCAGCUGCAGCAGAAGCAGCCAAAGGAGACAGUGAUACAAAUGCCGGCGGCGCCGCAGCCGCCGAAGCAGAAGCAGGAGGCCAAGGUGGGGCCGACGCAGAGCAUCUGGGGGGCGAUCUGGUGGUCUCUGGCGACCGGCGCAGGAAUGGUGUACCUCGCAACUGUGCUCUGCCUCUGCGCGUGGCCCAUUGUGCACUUCAUCGUCAAACUCGGCUUCCACGCCAGCCUGUGGGCGCUGCUACCGGCGAUCCCAGCGGCGUGGCUGUGCUUCGGCGCGCUGCUGAUGUCAGCGACGGUGGUGACCAAGCACGCAUUCCAGCCGCCGCUGUACGCGCACCGGCCCAUUCCCAUGUUCGGCUGCGAGUUCUUCCGCUGGUGGCUCGUGCAGCGCAUGACUGGCCUCACCACCGUGCUCUUCGCCGACCAGCUGCGUGGCACACCCUUCCUCGUCUGGUGGUUCCGGGCCCUGGGGGCGCGCAUCGGGCGCAACGUGUACAUCGACAGCCUGGACUUCUCCGACUUUGACCUGAUCAACAUCGGCGAUGACGUGGCCAUCAACGAGGGCGCCACUCUGCUGGGCCACUACUUCAAGGACGGCCUGCUGCACUUUGGCGAGGUGAUCGUGGAGGACCGGGUCCGCAUAGAGCCGUACGCGGCGGUGCAGCCGGGCAGCCGUCUGGAGGCGGGCGCGCAGCUCAAGGCGCUGCGCAAGAGCCGCUCCAAGCUGGUGGCCGAGAAGAAGGACCCCCUGGCCCUGAUGAAGGCCCUCGGCCAGCAGGCCGCCGCCGCCAAAGCGCGCGCAGCCGGCAACGCCAUGCUCGCCACCCGCGACCUCUACGCGCCGCUGGCAUGCACCGCGCUGCACCCGUGCGUGGCGUCCCUCCUGCAGCUGGCUGCCCUGUACCUCAUGGGCAUCGUCAUGGUCCUCUGCUCCUACCUCGGCUACACAGUCACCGCCACCAUCCUCCAGGGUCUGGGUGUGGGCACGGGUCUAACGACGUACACACCAGGCUUUGCAGCUGCGGGCAUCAUCGCGCUGAUGUCACCCCUCUACCUGGCAAUCCUCCCUGUCAUCUCCCCGGAGCUGAUGGGCGGCGCUGGCGCGGUUUACGAGGCGUUCCUGCGCGCAUGCACCAAAACAGGCAUCUUCGGAUUCCUGGCGGCAUUCAUUGCCGGGUUCCUUGCGUACGGCCUGGCGCUCGCGGCCGCCACCAUCCUGCUCAAGUGGCUCCUCGUGCAGCAGAUGCAUGCCGGCGUGCACAAGCGGCACUCGUGGAUCGGCGUGCGCUUCUGGGCGAGCCAGCGGAUGGUGGAGAACGCGUUCCGCCGAUUCGUCGCGUACGCGCAGGGCACAUGGCUGAUCUCCGUCUGGCUGCGCUGCCUCGGAGCGCGCAUUGGGAACUGGGUUACCUUCCGUUUCUGCAACGUUCAGACCGCACCCGACAUGCUCAACAUUGGCGACGGCACGCACGUGGGCGACAUGGCCAACAUGGUCUCCUCGCUCGCCAUCGACUCUACUUCGAUGCUCGUGGCUCCCAUCGACAUCGGCAAGCAGGUGGUGUUUGGGGUCACGGCGGUCAUCAUGCCGGGCACGAUCCUGGGCGACGGCGCGGUGCUCGGGGCCAUCGCCGCUGCCGACAUCGGGCAGGAGCUGGGCAGCAACGCGCUCUUCAUGGGCGUGCCUGCCAUCUCCACCUCGCAGCACCAGACCGGGCCGAUCACCACGCCAAAGGGGGCGUUCCAGCACGCGCUCUACUGGGUGCUCCCGGCCCUGCAGCCGCUGGUGACCCUCCUCGUCUCGGCCCUCGCGCUCUUCACGAUCGCACUCACCGGCGUGGCCGCUCUGCGUUUCCUGCCGUACGUGGCUCCUCUGCUGCUUCUUCCAGCGUUGUGGCUGGGGCUGCUUGCCCUGUCGCUGCUGAUUUCGGCGCUGCUCAAGUGGGUGCUGCUGGGCCGCGCGCAGCCGGUGGCCUACUCCAAGUACACCUGGGCCUUCCAGAGCAAGGUCAUCAACGCCUCCAUCACGGACCGGCUGUUGAAUGUGGGCCUGCUGGAGGCAGCGCGCGCGUCAUGGUGGCACUCCAGCUUCCUCAAGGGCGCCGGCGUCAAAAUUGGCCGCGGCGUCUACUUCGACACCCUCAGCUUCUCGGACUUUGACCUGUUGACGGUGGAGCACGGUGUGGCAGUGGACCGCAACGCAUGCGUCUUCUGCCACGUGGGCAUCUACAAGCACGGCGCCUUUGUCAUUGACCAGGCGCGCAGCACGUUUGGCGCCAACUCCGUUGUUGGCGCGCGGGCGGCGACUGUGAUGGGAUAUAACUCGGAGCCGGACUCACAGCUGCCUGUGCUCGAACUCGGGUUCAAGGCGGUCAUGCCGACAGGGUUUGACCUGGUCUAGGGCUCACGACCAUAACUCCCUGGACCCCAGGGGGCUUCUAGCGACACAGAGCGCGCGUGAUGAUGUCAGACACCGUGAGUGACUGGACUCGGCAAAGACAGCGCGCUGCCUCCCUGAUGCAGGCAACAGACUUGCCAGGGACCUCGCUUUCAGCAGCACUGGUUCUGCAGCACUGUCUUCAUGGACGAUAAGGCUCUUGGCUUUGGAGGUCAGGACCCUGUUGAGAAAUGGGCAGCAAAGGGGCGUACUGCUCUGAUGCCAAGUUGAAUCCACUGGGGCACACUGACAGCACUACUGUGGCUGCCCAGUCCGACCCCUGACGAGUCCCUUAGCACAGCUGUCUUGAUAAGGAACCCGCGGCUGGGACGUCCUUUUCUGAUUGACCCAGGGAGCGCAGCAAGUGGGAAGAGAGUGCGGUGUGCCUCAGGGGAGAGCCGAGGACAUGCAGGGGACAAGAAUUGCACUUGAUUUGAACAGACACAAGAGUGGCAAGAUUGCAGAUGAACAAGAGGGACAAGUAAGGGAAUUUGCACUAUUGAACAUGGGGCUCUGUUGGGAAGUUGUCCUGCCUCUUCAAUGGGGGCAGCGCUGUUUUCCCUCGAGGCCCUGGUUGUUAGGAACCGAACUGUUUGGCACAUUUGCUGCCUUGUGGAUAGGUUAGGUACCACACUGUUGCAGCUGAGUGAUUUCAUUGAGUUCUUUCCCGCACUUCCACUGACUGGACAUUAUUGGCUCUGCACUCAGACGCUCGUCAUUGCCGGCACACUCUGCCACAUGGCAUUACUAAGGUUGCUAACCUGGCUGCAUCAGGAGGACGUGCGAUGGCGCCAUACAUGUCCUUCUUGUGCUGGGGCUCGUGACCAUAUCUGUUCGUGAGUGCUAAAGUCUGAAUUUGAUUUUCUUCUAUUCCAUUCGGUUGAUGCCGCAGAUGUAAUAUUCUGUGACGAUUA